GGAGCUCGAAAACGAUCUCUGUUCGACUUCGAUCAAUCGCGAACGCAUUUGGUCUAUAGAUUCUUCUUCACUGGUAAGUUCUGGUUUUCCUACCUUCAUUCUUAACCAAUCUUACUAUCUGAAGGUUAUUGAACUGAUAUAGCUUUCAGCCAUUUACAGAUGGCCUUUGUUUCUUCUAUCAAUGGAGUUGCCCUUGUCAAUCUGGAGAAGCGUGAUUGCCUCUCAAGGGGAGAUGAUCCUUACUUGGGCUUUAAUCGUUCACGAAUUGGAAGAUCCCAAAGGCAUAUGAAAAGGAGUCGUUGCAUAUUUAGGGCUGUUAGAGCUUCUGUUGUGAACCCAGGGAUUGAUUUUAGUGAUCCGGAUUGGAAAGAACAUUAUCAAAUGGAAUUUGAAAAGAGGUUCAAUUUGCCGCAUUUGAGGGAUGUUUUUGAUGCAAAGCCCAUCCCAACUACAUUUUCUCUUAAAAGCAGAGGUUCUCGAGUUUUGGAUGGUGCCACUAUGCCUGAAGAUAGAAAAAAUGAAUAUAUUAAUGACGAUGAUAGGACACUUUUAAAGGUUAUAAAAUAUUCUUCACCGACUUCCGCUGGAGCUGAGUGCAUUGAUCCUAAUUGCAGUUGGGUGGAGCAAUGGGUGCAUCGUGCAGGACCACGGAAGCAGAUAUACUUUGAACCUGAGAACGUAAAAGCUGGAAUUGUCACUUGUGGGGGGCUCUGUCCUGGCCUUAAUGAUGUCAUUAGACAGAUAGUUUUUACUCUUGAGCUCUAUGGGGUUAAGAAGAUUAUUGGGAUCCCAUUUGGUUAUCAUGGUUUCUUUGAUCGGGGCUUACCUGAAAUACCGCUUUCUCGUAAUGUUGUUCAAAACAUUAAUCUUGCUGGUGGAAGUUUGCUGGGUGUUUCUCGUGGGGGUGGUAAUAUCAGUGACAUUGUAGAUAGCAUACAGGCCAGAGGGAUUGAUAUGCUUUUCAUUCUCGGUGGAAAUGGCACUCAUGCAGGAGCAAAUGCAAUACACAAUGAGUGCCGCCGGAGAAUGAUGAGAGUUUCUGUUGUAUGUGUCCCAAAAACAAUUGACAAUGACAUACUCCUAAUGGAUAAGACAUUCGGUUUUGAUACUGCUGUUGAAGAAGCUCAACGAGCAAUCAAUUCUGCAUAUAUUGAGGCACACAGUGCAUAUCAUGGUAUUGGUGUGGUAAAAUUGAUGGGAAGAAGCAGUGGUUUUAUAGCCAUGCAUGCAUCGCUCUCUAGUGGGCAGACUGAUAUCUGUUUAAUUCCUGAGGUGCCUUUUAAUCUGGAAGGACCUUUCGGUGUCUUGCGGCAUUUAGAGAAUCUGAUAAAAACAAAAGGAUCUGUGGUGAUUUGUGUGGCUGAAGGGGCAGGACAAGAUUUGCUAGAAAAGUCAAAUGCCACAGAUGCAUCUGGGAAUGCGGUACUUCAAGAUAUUGGGGUCCAUAUCCAACAGCAGAUCAAAAUGCACUUUAAAGCAAUAGGAGUUCCAGCUGAUGUUAAAUACAUUGAUCCCACCUAUAUGAUUCGAGCAUGUCGUGCGAAUGCUUCUGAUGCUAUCCUCUGCACUGUUCUUGGACAGAAUGCGGUGCAUGGUGCAUUUGCAGGGUACAGUGACAUCACAAUUGGGAUAUGCAACACCCACUACGUCUACCUUCCCAUUCCUGAAGUCAUUACAUCACCAAGGUGUGUGGACCCCAACAGUCGGAUGUGGCACCGAUGUCUGACUUCCACUGGCCAACCAGAUUUUCUUUGAUCACUCCGUGCUUUCAUCUGCAGUGAAGCAAUGCUGAACACACUUCGAUA
Molecule: messenger RNA, 1805 nt
Organism: Telopea speciosissima
Lineage: Eukaryota; Viridiplantae; Streptophyta; Magnoliopsida; Proteales; Proteaceae
Product: ATP-dependent 6-phosphofructokinase 5, chloroplastic-like
Exons: 14
Coding region: 160-1755 (531 amino acids)
Biological process (GO): fructose 6-phosphate metabolic process; glycolytic process
Cellular component (GO): cytoplasm
Molecular function (GO): 6-phosphofructokinase activity; ATP binding
Source: RefSeq, a predicted model, not a curated record